Monomorium pharaonis (pharaoh ant) is the source of this 2902-nucleotide messenger RNA. It is a transcript of the gene Pka-R1, whose product is annotated as cAMP-dependent protein kinase type I regulatory subunit. Gene Ontology annotation, biological process: regulation of protein phosphorylation. The record is from RefSeq and is a predicted model, not a curated record. The transcript is spliced from 5 exons. NCBI's taxonomy places the organism in Eukaryota, Metazoa, Arthropoda, Insecta, Hymenoptera, Formicidae. Gene Ontology annotation, molecular function: cAMP-dependent protein kinase regulator activity. Bases 416 to 1381 code for a protein of 321 amino acids. Gene Ontology annotation, cellular component: cAMP-dependent protein kinase complex.
CAGCAGCCAGCAGCAGCAGCAGCAGCAGCAGUACAGUACGCGUACCGACGCUGUCGCGCCGACGGACGCGCGCGCGUGUUAGAUCGCCUCCGACCUCUAAUUGGAUUCCAUCCGAGGCCUUAUAAAAUCGCGAGCUAGAGAAGGAGUAGGAGAAGGAGGAAGAGGCGAUAACGACGCAACAAAGACGUGAGAUCGCGUGUGCGACGACGGGACGACGGCGACAACGACGACGGUCUUUUUUUCUUCUUUCCGCCGUGCGUUCGCGAGAACUCGCGAGAUCGCCGACCUACGACACGCGUCGUUGCGAGAAGCAGCUGUUUCACAAGUGUUAAACCGCGUUAUCCGCGGAAAGCAGGAGACCACGGGGGCGGACGGCGAGAAAGAAAGCGAGGAAAAGGGAGGAGGAACGAGCGGAAUGAUGAAUAAGGAACAGGCUCACGAUGCCAAACAACAAAUUGCCACGAGUCCCGAGGACACGGAGGAUAUGCCCGCGGGACAGCAGGGGCCGCAGGUGCCACGGCGGCGAGGCGGAAUCUCGGCGGAGCCGGUCUCCGAGGAGGACGCCACCAGCUACGUCAAGAAGGUCGUACCUAAGGACUACAAAACCAUGGCUGCCCUGAGCAAGGCCAUCGCCAAGAACGUGCUGUUCGCGCACCUGGACGAGAACGAGCGCUCCGACAUAUUCGACGCGAUGUUCCCCGUGACCUUUCUGCCCGGCGAGGCGAUCAUUCGUCAAGGCGACGAGGGUGACAACUUCUACGUGAUCGAUCAAGGGGAGGUCGAAAUAUUCGUCAACGGCGAACUGGCAACGACGAUCGGCGAAGGUGGGAGCUUCGGCGAGCUAGCGUUAAUCUACGGGACUCCGCGCGCCGCCACUGUCAGAGCGAAAACUGACGUUAAGCUCUGGGGCAUCGACAGGGAUUCCUACCGCAGAAUUCUCAUGGGGUCCACUAUAAGGAAAAGGAAAAUGUACGAGGAGUUCUUAUCCAGGGUUUCAAUAUUGGAAUCCUUGGAUAAAUGGGAAAGACUCACAGUGGCAGACGCUCUGGAACCGGUGGCGUUCGACGACGGUGAAACGAUAGUCCGACAGGGCGAACCGGGUGAAGAUUUUUAUAUAAUCGUCGAGGGUACGGCGGUGGUUCUUCAACAGCGUUCGGAAGGAGAUGAACCCGCGGAAGUCGGUCGUUUAGGACCAUCGGAUUAUUUCGGGGAAAUAGCACUACUGCUGGACAGGCCCCGAGCAGCGACCGUAGUGGCCAGGGGUCCGUUGAAAUGUGUAAAACUGGAUCGGGCACGGUUCGAGCGGGUCUUAGGUCCGUGUGCCGACAUUCUGAAACGCAACAUCACCCAGUAUAACAGCUUCGUGUCCCUCUCCGUGUAAACGGACUAUCUCUCCGCAUCCUCCCUCUUCUUUCUCCAGUCCCGUCAUCGCAGUCAGCGCUGCCGAUCAUCCCCCGACUUCAUUUCCACCGAGGGCUACGUUAUUUCGCCGUACCAUAGUUAAAAUCUUUUUUUAUUUGAUUAAUAUUUAUAUAUAAGUGAAUUAAUGUAUUACGUCAACUAUCAAUCAGAUGUGUACGCGCAUACACGACACACACAUACAAAAACACGUACAGAACGUUAUUGUUAGAGAGACGCUGUUAAUAUAUUUACCGUAAGGCUAUUUACGCACUGUGUAGCUCGCGACUCGAUGCCGACGCGCACGUGAAUUCAUCAUUGACGUUGAUCUCCUCCGCGCGAUCUGUUCCUACUCGUGUAAGAUUCUCACGAAAAAUUAUUAAUCCGUUAGCGUCUGACUUUUUUCGAGGGACUGAAAAUCUAGUUUAAAAAAAGAUAUUCACGUUUGAAAAAAAGGACCGCGAAGCGAGACAUCAAACGUGAAUUAAAGAACAGAUUCAAAUUCGUGAGACUAUGUCCCUUCUCGCUGGGGACGCUAAUGGGUUAAUCCGGUUAAUAGUACGCUGCGUACAUCUCGAGUGCAUUGUAGACAUUUUCGAUCGAAACUGAUACAUGUAUCCCAACGUGGUUUUUAUAAUCGCAUCCCGACAUCGGAUCCAUGUCGAGGACGCAGACGCUAUUGAGUUCGUGUUAUUACGCAAAUCCGUGAUCGAACCACGUUAAAUUAUUCGAAAGCUAUUUUAAGGCUGUUACGUCGGAAGCGAAAAAAAUUUUAUAAAUUUCCUCUUGUUCGAUGGAAUAGAUUUGAUAAAAUACACCGAAGUCUAUGAUUCUGCAUCCAUAACGAGAAGUAAUUCAAUUUAUACUGUUUUGAACCUCGAGUGGCUCUCACGAAUAUUAAACUUUGUAAACUUUUAUUUUUAAUUCUUAUUACUAAUUCUUAUUCUUAUUACUAAGAAUCGAAAUCCUUAGUAAAUUUCACAAAUUUAUUCUUUCGAAUAGGUAGUAGUAUAUAAAAAAACUGCUUUCAUUGUAAAUCCAUUGUAAGUAUUGUGUAAAGCGCACGUAAAUUUUCGCAUCUGAUGUGAUUCGAGAACAAUUGCAGUGACGAGCCGUAAAUAUUAUUCAGCAGCGAAAAAAUCGGCGUUGAAAGUGAGAAGUUUUCUCGUUUACUGUUAUAUAUUUUAAAUGUUCUAUGUUGCCUCUUGUAAAUUGUUGAAUUAUUUAACAUUUAAAUUAUUUUAUCUACCGAUUGUAUGUGUGCGAAUCGGUAUAUAUAUAUAUAUAUGAGCAAUGACAAACGUAAACGUCGGUCGCAAUUUGCAUUGCACUCGCGGACGUCGCAAAGCGUCGUCGACCGUAAUAUUUAUUAAUAAGUGAAGCAUCGUCGAGGCAAAAAACGAGUCGCAAUCUGUCUCCUCUAAAAAGUGCGCUAGGUUUAUAGUACGAUAAGUGAGACAAAAAAUGAGGUACAACGUCAGAAAAUUAAAUAAUUUAUUAUGCA